UCGACUUCCCUUUUCACGUUCCCACCUGCUACGUUGAGGCUGUGUUUCUGCCAUGACAGUCAUCGCAUGUGGUCAUCCGCUUACGAUUAGACUGUGGAUAAACAAGGCCGACUGACGCUCUCAGUCACACCGUUUCUGGCCUCUUGUCCCGCCAGAUUACCACUGACGCUCUUCGCCAUACUUUUCUCGCUAGAGUCUGGUGUGGUGGAACUAUCAUUCAGCCUUAACAUCAAUACGAGCUUCCUCCGUCAGUGACCCGGCCUUUCUUCUCGAAACAGGGUUGCCCUCGUCUGUACCGAGCCUGACCAUGUGGCAUAGUGCUCCCACUUAAGGCACACAUUGUGAACCAUCCCUCUUCGACCUCACCUAUCUUACCUGAUAGCCAACCCGACCGUCCUCCAUCUAGCACAGUCGACUUCGGACGGCCAUAGAGGUCAACACGACUCUUCCCAGCUAUAGCCUCUCCAGUUUGGUACGGGAAAUGGCUGGAGCUGGCGGACCUCCCCGUAAAAGUCAUACCAAGUCACGCAAGGGGUGUAGGACUUGCAAACGCCGACACAUCCGCUGCGAUGAGAAUUUCCCCCAGUGUCGAAAUUGCACCAAGCACAACUGCCGUUGCGACUAUAUGGACAUACCGGCAGCUGGAGAAGAGCCUUUGAAAGGCUCCAAACCACCAGACCUUCUAAUGUCACCCGAACUCCAAAGUCGCCUCGACAACUGGCGUAUAACUGGAGAACCGCCUCUGUCAGAGUUGCAAACACGGGAUAAAGUCUACUGGACGCGAUUUUCGACGAUCGAUCUUCGACUAAUACACCAUAUCGUCACACUGUCGACAGACAUGCACACCAGAGGCUACAGCAGCUGCACCGUAUGGGGCUCGAAGAUCGGCUCACUCAUAUCUGCCGCUUUGUCGUACGACUUUGCCAUGAGCGCCCUGCUUGCAUUGUCUGCGUCGCAUCUCGCAUGGCAGACGAAGAAUGGAGAUACGGACAAUUUGGCGUACCACCACCGAGGAGUCGCCUUGAAAGGACUACAUGAGGCGAUUGGAGCAUUCUCCAGGGACAACUCUGAAGCCAUACUUGCGGCAUCUAUCCUCCUUUCCUGGCAGACCACUGAUUGGCGUGGAUGGGCUUCACUGCAACAAGGAGUCUCCACGGUGAUGAGCGCAAUGAGACCCUGGGUGCAUGAAUCCGAACUUGCUAGAUACAUACAGGAGCAGCGAGCAAUGGCGCGGACAGGAACGCCUGCAACACCCACACUACCAUAUGCGCAGGUCAAUGUGCCUCAGGAAGAUCUGAGUAGACUCGAGCAGAUUACAGCUGCUUUGCAUAAUUUGCAGAUGCGACUGUCGAACAGUGAGGAACUCGCGGAGCACGCCAGGCACUUGGUGGAAUACCUGCAGCACAUACAGCAAGACAUGCAAGUCCGAGGACCAGAGCACGCCUUCACCAGGUUACAACUUCUGAGAGAUUUCAUCUUCUGGCUGCCUCCUCUCAUUCUGCGACCCGGAGAAUCCGACCUGGCUCCAUUAGCCCUUCUGUCGCACCUCUACGCCAGCGCUAUCGCCAUUGAACCUCUAUUUCCCGAGAUAGGUGGGGCUUAUUUGGGCAGCAUGUCUGUUCUACCUCUUGAGUGCGUCCACGAUGUUUUGAGGACGAGACGAACAACUCAAACGCAGGAUACUGGCAUCCAAGUGGCGCUGUCGUUGACAGACGUCCCUGUACAACUCCUGACAUCGUUCCGAAUGAGACAGCGGCAUAAUAGUCAGGGCGGCCAGGCAAUGGAUAUGUAUCGAUAUUCACCCCAGGGGAGUCCAUACACAACACCAAGCAUGCCGAUAUCUUCCUCGACAUCCGACCUCACCACCGUCUACUCUCACUCACCUCUUCAUGGCUCUGGGGCUCUUCAACAAACCCCCUCGUCGGCGUACUAUGCAACCACAGUUGGUUCAGGCGAUCCCAGGCGUGAUCCUUCUAUCUCAUCUCUGGUGCGGGCACAUUCAAUGAAUGAACGCAACAUGAGCUCUGGAAGCCCGCAUGCGAUGGGUCUCGUGUACGGAGCCAGUAGUGCGCAGUAUCCUCGCAGCAGUCACGAAUUCCCCGGGUCAAGGGUGGACUAUUUUGGACAAGUUCAAGCGCCGUACAAUCAAUAUGGCGGCAUGAACAUGAAUACUCGGUUCGUCGCUCCUUCACAACUUUGGACUUGA
Molecule: messenger RNA, 2206 nt
Organism: Exophiala viscosa
Lineage: Eukaryota; Fungi; Ascomycota; Eurotiomycetes; Chaetothyriales; Herpotrichiellaceae
Exons: 4
Coding region: 482-2206 (574 amino acids)
Biological process (GO): regulation of transcription by RNA polymerase II
Molecular function (GO): zinc ion binding; DNA-binding transcription factor activity, RNA polymerase II-specific
Source: RefSeq, a predicted model, not a curated record